This is a messenger RNA of Cyclospora cayetanensis, 4356 nucleotides long. RefSeq names its product AF4/FMR2 family member 4. NCBI's taxonomy places the organism in Eukaryota, Apicomplexa, Conoidasida, Eucoccidiorida, Eimeriidae. The coding region runs from base 1 to 4356 and encodes 1451 amino acids. The transcript is spliced from 18 exons. The record is from RefSeq and is a predicted model, not a curated record.
AUGUCAGCCCCUGUUGACGACCUCCUCGCGGCUUUUGCUGAGUCUGCACUCUCCUGGGAGGAUGCGCACCAGCAAAAAAAAAAGUCUUCGCCGCAGCCAGCCGCUGCAGACGCGCCGUCGUUGCCGGGAUGUGAAUCCUUGUUCGGCCCCUUUCGUGCUUCUGCCGAUUUUGGCGGUCUUGCAACAGACUCCGCAGCAGUCGCUUCAGGAGCAGCGGAUAGCUUCCUGCCCGCAGAUGAUGACGCCUUCGGAGAGUGGGAGUCUGCUACCGACGCACCACAGCAAUUGCCGGAGCAGCAGCAGCAGCAGAAGCAGCAGCAGCAGAAGCAUGGCUGGACGCCUUGUGAAGGAGCGGGGGAGGGGCAGACCUGCAUAUUGGGUACGCGUUCCCUUCCAAGCAAAUUUUCAGGCACUUUUUCUGAACUGGCACAGCCGCCUCCCCUCUCCAGCAACAGCACCAGCGAGACUCCUGCUAAAGAUCACAGGAGAGCUUCUGCUGCUAAAGAUCACGGGAAACAUUCUGGUUUCGAUGAAAUCGCGGCGUUUUCUGGAGCCUCCGAUUUUUCAGAUGCCGCAGCAGUUACUCUGCCUGCUGCCCCUACACUUGGAGAAGCUUCGCGAGCAGCAGUGGCGAGUGCUCCCGACAUGUCUGUCACUUCGGCGUCAGCCGCUUCUGCCGUUGUUUCUCCCGCUGCAUGCGAUCGCAGCAGUCAGCGCUUCCCCGUGGCAGCCUUGCAUGCGGACGCUGUGGCUGGUGAGGCCUCGCGUCAGCGGCCAGCGCCUCAACAUGUGGCAUUUGCAGCGGCGACUACGGGAUCUGUCGAAGCGGCUGCAACGGAGAAAGCGGAAACAACGCCACACGGGCAAGAGCAUGUAACGGCUGCUUCUGCAGCACUGCGAGACAGACACAGCAAUGCAGCCGAACUGCAUGCUGAAGCGCAACAAGAGGUCUUGGAGGCUGCAGCUCCCGAGACAGACCGCAGCAGCCAGCCGUUCGCCUCUGCAUCGCCGGCAGGCGGUUCUUCACCUCCGCUGACGAAUGCAGUGUAUGACUGGGAGGCUGUGGAACGUCUUAGCCAGAAGUACCGACAGGUGAAGAAGCAAAACGCCCUCCUGAAGGAGGCUCUGAGGCAGCAGCAGCAAGAAAAGCAAGAAAAGCAACUGCAGCAAGAAAAGGAUCAGCAAGAAAAGCAACUGCAACUGCAAUCGCAGCAAGAAAAGCAACUGCAGCAGCAGCAGCAGCUGGAAGGACAGGAAGAGGCUUCGGGCCUGGUGCGCCAGCUGCAGCAGCAAGUUGCUUUAGGAGAGUUCAGGCAGCGGCAACUUCUGGAUGAUCUGGAUACUGCGCAGAGGGAGUUGAAGCGGCAGCAACAGCAGCUGCAGCAGCAGCACUUGCUGCUUCUCAAGGCAGGCGCUGCGCAUCCUGCAUCGGGAGGAACGACAGCCUCUGGAAACACAGGAGGCAGCAGCUGGGGACUGUCUCUGCUGGGUGGUAGCAGUGCAGCUGCGAAGGAUGCCGAAUUGAAGGCACUGCAGCAGCAAGUACAGGUGAUGGGGGAGGAGCUGCAGCUGAAGAUCGAAGAGAAUGAGCGGCUGCAUCUGGAGGCUUUUGAGGAGAGGCAGCAGCAGCAGCAGCAGCAGCAGCAGCUGGAGGAGGCCCUUCGGGUGCUGCAGGACCAGCAGGCAGCAGCGCAGCACGAGAAAAUGCAGCAAGCUGCGGAGUUCGCGGAUUUGCAGCGAAGACACGCGUUGGCGCAGCAGGAGCAAGAAGCCAAGAUGAGGCAGCAGCAGCAGGAGCUUGCACUGGCACGCGAGCACCAGCAUUUGCUUCUACAACAAGCCAUGGUUGAUCGCGAGCAGCUGCUGCUUCGGGAACUGCGGCAGCAGCAACGCGUGCAAGAAGUCAACGCAUAUUUCAGCAGCCUUGUGGGGUGUGACUACUCCCGCCUUGCCCUCCUGCGGUGCUUCGACGUGCCUUCUGGAGGCUUCGCUACGGCCGCUGCUGCCGUUGCAGCGGCACAAGAGAGUCUGCUGCAGCUCGCAAUCGCUGCGCUGGCAGACUUGCAACACAUGCUGCAGUGUUGGGCAGCAGCCCUCGACCUUUCUGCGGCAGCAGCAGAGGGAGACGCCGCUGCAGAAAAAACAGGAGACUCGUGCGAAAUAGAAGCAGAAACAAGCCGUUUGCCACGAUCCUCUCUUGGUCUGGCCUGGCGUAUAAGCAUCGCAACUCGCCAGGCUCGCCGCGCUGCCUCGGAUGCUGGCGCAUGCAUUGCCUCCGUCAUUUCUCUCCUUGAAGGAGCUGCCGAGGCUGCUACGGCCUCUGCUGCGCAGCCAAUGUCGAGAGAGAAGUCUGGUGGCGUGGAAGAAUUCGCGGAAGGUUUGCGACGAGAAUCGCAGAAGUUAGGAGCUGCCUUUUCCCUCUUUGUCUCGCUGACGCUGCUGGCGGUGUCACUUCAGCAAGACGCCCUCAGCGGCACUCAGCAGCAGCAACGGCAUCAGCAGCAGCAGCUGGAUAUGUUGCUGGGGAGUGCAGCUCAGUCGUCUGCGUUGGCAGGGCACAGUGUUGCAGCUGCUGUUGCUGCGGCUGCAGAUUUUCUGCUUUGCGAGGCUGCGUCUUUGCAGGAUGUUGCUGGCGGAACUGCAACAGCGCAACCGCAAGAGGCGGGGCCCGCUUCUCGACAGCUGCAGCAGCUGCAGCAACAGCAGCACGAGCUUUCGCAUGUGCAGGAGCAACUGCCUGCAGAUCUGCGCCUGCCGCCUCUCCCCACAACGCCUCCCCCAGCAGCAACAGCUCAGCCCUCGGAAAGGGCAGAUCACCCUCACUCAGUCUUUCCCUGGCGUGGUAGAGUUCCUGAACUGCCUGCACAAACGCAGCAGAAACAACAAACGCAGCAGAAACAACAAACGCAGCAGAAACAACAAACGCAGCAGGAAGGGGAGACGGAGGACUGGGCAGAGGCGGAGUGCAGCAACUGGUUCUAUCAGCUGAGAAGCAGCCGAAGUGCUGAAGCCGCAGGGGCAUCUCUACCCCAGUGGCGAGGCUUAUCAGAGGCUAAAACAGACCGCUUGCUGCAGCUUUUUGCAACCCACUUAGCGGCUCUCUUGGAAAUCUUCCGUCGUUUGGCUGUUUGCCUCUCUGGCCGCAUGCGGCGUCCAGCGGAUUUGCUGGAUGGGCAGCUGCUGUUGCUCUCUGGCACCGGAACAUGCAUGCUCUCGCUGUUGCAGGCAGUUCGCACGAUCGGGAGUGCAGACGGGGGUCUGUCGCUCUUGCUAAGCCAUGCCAAGUUGUUGUUGUUGCUGCAUCGCAGCCCAUCUGUUGCAGUUCUCAGAUCAAAGCCUUUCCAAGAAAUUGCCGCAGCCGGCAUCAGCUGCGUGGCACAGGUUCAGACGAUUCUCGCGAAAGCCGGUCACAAGAUUUCAACACGCUACGUCAGAAGUGUCUUGAGUAAACGCCAGGCAGCAGACGCAGAAAUCGCCGCAGCAGCCGCGAACAUCCGCCUGCUAGAGGAGCGCGUCGUAGAAGCAAACAAAGCAGCCGCUCAGCUGAAAGAGGCGCAAUCAGCAAUCGCGCUGCUCCAGGCUGAGCUUCUGAGGCUGAAGAGCAGCGACAGCGGAACGGACAGCACCGCCACUGCAGGCACAUCCCCUAGGAGGAGUAACAGCAGCCGCUGCUCCGCCUUUCCAGAAGGAGCUGUGGCUGCAACUGCUCUCGCCGACUCGCCCAUGAUCAGCACCGAGGAAUUUAGUGUUGCAGGUAUGGUAUACGCGUCGCCUGCUGCCUCUUGUUUAGCCCACUUACUGUUGCCUAGAGAAGCAACAACAGCGCAAGCAGCAGCCCACAUAACCAGGGAAGCGGCUCUUUCCAACACGGCGCUCGACUUUUUCCCUGCCAAUGAAAGGGAGGAUGCUUACGCGCAGCAGCUCUUGUCGCUUCAGCAGAAGCUGCACGCCGAAGAUGCAGCACUCAGUGUCUUGCGGAUGCAGCUCAGCAGCACUUUCAAGACGGUACAUGCACUGGAAGAACAACGUGCAGCUCUCCGCCGUGAACUGCGACGGUCUAAGGAGGAGGCAGCGGCAUCGGCUGCUGCGGCCGCUGCUGCCGCCACAGAAACAGCAGCAAGUGCUCGUCUCGCGGAAGAAAACUAUUCUCAGCAACUGCGGCUGUUAUCGCUUCACGUGGCAGAAACACACGAGAAGCAUGCCGAAAAGCAAAAGGAGCUCGAAGCCCUCCUCAAACACAAAAUACUCUGCGGGCGAUGCGGCGUGUGGAAUCCUCUCAGCGACCUGCUGAUUGAAGGACAGUCGUGGGGUUCUUGUGUGAUGUGUAGAGGCCGAGUGACUGAACGCCCCUUCUAA